AUGUUUUUCCUCUACAACAUGGAGCGCAGGGUCACCCUGCAUCCAUCGUACUUUGGCCGCAACAUGCACGAGCUUGUGACGAGCAAGCUGCUCAAGGACGUCGAGGGGACUUGCGCCGGAAGCUACUACAUCAUCUCCAUCAUGGAUACGUUCGAUAUUUCCGAGGGGCGCAUUCUUCCUGGAACCGGCCUGGCCGAGUUUACCGUUGGAUACCGUGCUGUCGUUUGGCGGCCAUUCAAGGGGGAGACGGUGGACGCCGUUGUCUACUCCAUCAACCCACAGGGCUUCUUCGCCCAAGCUGGGCCUUUGCGCCUCUUCGUAUCGGCCCAUUUGAUCCCCGGUGAUAUCAAGUGGGAUCCCAAUGCCACCCCCCCUCAAUUCACUAAUAACGAAGACACUGUCAUCGAGCCAGGGACUCACGUCCGCGUCAAGAUCAUCGGUACAAGAACCGAGGUCGGAGAAAUGUGGGCUAUCGGUAGUAUCAAGGAGGAUUACCUUGGGUGUCUUCAGGGUUGA
Messenger RNA from Clonostachys rhizophaga, 516 nucleotides. The record is from the annotation of a GenBank genome assembly. Lineage: Eukaryota; Fungi; Ascomycota; Sordariomycetes; Hypocreales; Bionectriaceae.